AUGUCUGGAGUAAUUGCUACCAUUAAUGAGUGUUAUGAGGGGGGAAAUGCUAAGGGUGAGUCAGUAAAGACUUUAGGUCUUGUCGAUCAAAAUCUAGGGUUCACUAAUAAUCGUUUUGCGACCUUGUGUGACGACUUGAUGGCUUCUGAAGCAGAUCUUACUAAACCUAGCGGCGAGGGUGUUUCAACCGUAAAUCGCAGUGUUGGAAGUCUGAUGGUUAAUCUAUCUGGUGUGGAGGUUCACAAUCAGGAAGUGGUGGUUAACGUUGAGGCAAAUCGUUCUGGAGAAAUGGGUGUUUCGGCUUCGGUUUUGGAAAUUUUGGGAUUAAACCUAUCUAAAUCCCCAAUCAAUGUUGGGUAUGUCCCUCUAACUGCUGUAGAAGAUAGUAUUGUGGUAGAGAUGCCAGCAAGAUCUGAUCCAUUGGAGAAAUGGGAUUCAUGUCUCGUUGGUUAUUUUGUUGAUAAAGGAGUUGGGUAUAACUAUCUUCGGAAUAGUGCGUUUGGGAUGUGGAAGGCUAAGGGCCUUAAGGAAGUUCUCACAAAUGGGGAUGGCUUCAUGUUCUUCAUAUUUGAUACUCCUGAUUGCUGUAGAGACGUUUUAGAGGGAGGCCCAUGGAUUGCUAGUGCAAUUGGCAACCCUCUCUUUAUGGAUCAGCUUACGGCUCGAGGUAGUAGAGUGGCUUUUGCUAGAAUCUGUGUGGAGAUAGAGGCUACAUCAAAGAUGCUUUCUUAUUUCCAAAUUAGGUGUGGAGAUGAUGCUGUCAAAAUUAAAGUUGAAUAUCCGGGACUGCCUUCUAUCUGUCAACAUUGCCAGAUCUUUGGACACAGUACUGAGAAGUGUGUUUCCAAACUAGUGGCCCAGUUGAUCUCCUUGCAGAAGGUCACCAAAGAGAAUGUCAAUUCUCAGGAAGAAGGUUGGACCACUGUUCAAGCUAAGGGUAAGAGGAAGGUGGGGGAUCCUGAGUUUGAGACUAUACCUGAAGUGGUGGAGUCCCCUGAUCUUUCCCCAGAUGCGGAGCCUAUAUCUGCUUCAGUUGUAGUGCCUUUGGCUCCUUCAGGUCAAACUCAAGCAAUUCAGGAGGAUCCAGCCAAGAAGAGCUCCUCUGUGGAAGAAGUAAGCUCUGACAGUAGCGAUGUGGAUAGAUUUCAAAAGAACAUCUUGGAGAUUAUAGAGCUGGUUAUACCUAAUGCUGCUGAAAUGUUAGAGACAGUAAUGAAAGAGACAAAGAAGACACCUACUAAAGCUCAGGUAAACCAGUAUAUGAAGAACAAGUCCUCUGGAAAAAGUAACAGCAGCCAGAGGAAGAAGAAGAGAGGAUUGAAUAAUCCUUCUAAACAAAAAGAAGUUAAGAAUUUUGUGUCUAAAGAAAAUGUUCAUGUCAUGGGAGUUUUGGAAACUAAAAUAAAACAAACCAAUGAGAGGAAUAUUUGUGAAAAAUGUUUUGCAUAUUGUGGAGGUCUACAUCUUGGUUUGAUUCUUGGGAUAUUUGGUUCGAAGCUGGCUGCUGAAUGCGCCGCUGGUUGUUUCAUCAGGGAUAUAAGCUUCCACAGGCUAAAUCCAAAGUUCCAUGUAUUUUCUUGGGUGAUUUUCAAUGCUAUAAGAUACCAACAGGAAAAAAUUGGGGGUUCUUUUACCUGGACUUCUGAAAAUGAGGAGUUUAAUACCUAUAUUAACGCAUCUGAAUCGGCUGAUUUAUCUUAUGGUGGAUGCCAAUUCACAUGGGCUAAUAAAAGGUGUGAGGGAGCUUUUAUAGCUACCAAGAUUGACAGAGUCCUGGUUAAUGAGGCCUGGCUGGACAAGUUUCCUGAGUCUACGGCUACUUUUCUUCCAGCUGGUAUUUCCGAUCACUCCUCUGUUGUGGUCAAUAUCAGUGUCAACAGUAGCUCCUUUACGAAACCUUUCAAAUACUUUGAUUUCUGGUCUCGACACCCAGAUUUUCUUAGCACUAUUUCUAGUACUUGGGUUCAGUAUAUUCGUGGUGUCCCUAUGUUUAGGAUUUUCCAGAAGCUGAGACAACUUAAAGUCAGUCUUAAGCUUUUAAAUAAAAAAGAUUUUAGUGAUAUUUCCACUUGUGUCCUUAUCUCUAAGGCUAGUUUGGAUCUUGCUCAAAUUAAGCUUGAUAAGGAUCCUUUGAACUAUGGGCUACAAGUUGAGGAGAGAGAGGAGUUAAAAACAUACAUUGAGCUUAGUAAGUUGGAAGAGUGCCUUGCUCUUCAAAAAUCUAGAGUCCAAUGGCUUGGUCUAGGGGAUAGGAAUGGCAGUUUCUUUUUUAGGUCUGUGAAGAGCAAUAUCAAAAGAGAAAGUUGGUCUGGCUCCUUCUUGGCUGGUCUUGGGGUGUGCUUAGGCUGGGUGGCCAACUGUGUUCGUGAACUUAUCCAAUUGUGGUGUGUCUCUGCUAUGGUCAAGGGGCUCCGGAUGGGUGACAAGAGCAAUAUCAAUAAAGGUAAAAUCAGGAGUGUGGUUAUGGAGGAUGGUACUAGAUCCACCAAGAGUACUGAUAUUCAUGAUACCUUUGUCCAGUUUUAUACCAAGUUGUUUGGCACCCCUAUCUUGGGACAGUAUAACAGUCUUGAGCGCAUCCAAUCGCUGGUGAAUAAAAAAGUUUCCAAUUCUCAGUCGAUUCUUUUGGCUAAACCUAUUUCGGAUGUUGAAAUCAAGGAGGUUUUUUGGUCUCUCAAGGCCAAUAAAGCUCCUGGCCCUGAUGGGUAUUCAGCUGGUUUCUUCAAAAGCUCUUGGGAUAUUGUUGGAAAGGAGGUUACUCUUGCCAUUAAGUCAUUUUUUGACUCUGGUAAACUCCUCUCGGAGAUAAAUAGCACCAUCAUUGCUCUUAUUCCUAAAAUUCCUAAUCCUAUGAAUGUUGGUGACUAUAGACCUAUUUCUUGCUGCAACACCAUCUACAAAUGCAUUGCCAAGAUUAUAGCUAACAGAGUCAAAUUGGUGCUUCCUGAUCUGAUUGACCCUGUGCAGUCUGCUUUUGUCCAGGGUAGAAGAAUCUCGGACGACAUCUUUUUGUCCUAG
Messenger RNA from Camellia sinensis, 3018 nucleotides. The record is from RefSeq and is a predicted model, not a curated record. NCBI's taxonomy places the organism in Eukaryota, Viridiplantae, Streptophyta, Magnoliopsida, Ericales, Theaceae.